CUGGCAAGUCUAGCAAAAAAAAGGUAGUAGUACACUGUACCAGGCCUAUAUAAUCGAUAACGUAUUUUGGGUACCUCCGCGGUGUUAGUUUCAUUACCGUAGACAGAUAUUUGGCGAUGUGUGAAAAUGGCCACAAAAUGCGCGAGUUCAAAUUUGAAGGAUUACAUAGGUUCGAAAGAGGAGGCAACCAUACAAACGCUUGCCACCGAAAUAGCCAUUUCGCCGAGAUUCUGCAAUUUAGUCAUACAAUGUAGUAAUGCUCACGAGGGAACACCAUUUACAGAUGCAUCGAUCACUCUUAAAAUAGUUUUGGAAACCUGGUACGCAAUGCGAACAAAUUAUGCCGAUGGAAUACCAAAGUUUGCAUUUGUUCGAAUGGAAGAUAUUCUAAAUGCAUCUGUUCUUGAUGAUUUUGUAGCAGACGGGGUGAAAGGCAUCGAGAAAUGCAACAAGUGCAUCAAGCAAUCAUUCUUGGCAUUGUUGGAAUUCUUACGUAACAAAGAUCAUCAUGAAAAGGCAAUUCAGAAACUUAUCAAAACUAAUCCUUCAAACAACGGAUGUAAAAAGACAUGUGUUAUGGUUGCAUUGGGCCAACACCUGUUUUCCCAAUUGAUUCCAGGCAAAGUGUAUGCAGUUGAUAAAUUAGCAAAACAUGUUCCAAACAAAUGUAGCUGUGGUUGUAAGGCAGAGAUCUCUGGAGGAAACACUUCAGUAGGUGCAAGUGGAACAUGGCAUGGCAGAGUAGAUAUCCUUUUGAACGAAACUAUUGCUGUUGCAGUUCUGAGUAGAGAAAGGGAUGAAGAAGAUGAAAAUGAUGAAAAUGAUCAUGAUAGCGAUGAAGAUGAACCACCAAUUAAACAGAUGAAGGAAGAUGAAUGUGAUGUCUGUAUGGAGGAGAAAACUGAUGCUAUUCUUUUAGAACAUAAAGUUAUGAAUAAAAUUUUAGCUUUAGCUAUAACCAAUGGCUUUGCUCAAGUUAACAUGCAUAAGGGAACACUAUUAGACUACAUGAUUCCAACUUUUGGAGCAACAUCAGAACAUGUUACCAUAUGUUUGUAUGAUCCUGAAAAUGACAUCCUAUUUCACAUCAAGGAAGAACUGGAAUUAUGGUUCGGUGGGACACCAGAGAAGCUUCAUGUCCGUACCAUAUUUAUCAUUUGGCUAUUUUUGAAUUUCACUGCUUUUACUCGGAGAAAAUUGCUUGAUUUCAUAGAUCUUGACAAGACAGGAUUUCAUGACCAAUUGAAAGGAUAUUUAAAUGAUUAUCAAAAUGCAAAAACACAAGGACAGACUAUUGAACCAGGAUCUUCUGCAAAAGUGUGGAAAGAUAUACCAGGCAAAGAUAAGAAACGUAAGAACCAAGUUUGAAAUUAGACCUAAAACUGAUAUUGCUAUUUCUCAGUACUAGAAUAAUAGUGAAGGAGGCCAGAUGAAGUUCAUGACAUUUUGAAUAUACAUACUGUGUAGGUCAAUUCAUCUGAUGUGAAUGAAUGUCUUUAACAGUAAAUCAGUUCAGAUCAAUAAAAAAAUCUUAGUUCUUCAAAUUCUUGGCUGUGACUUAGAACUUACUUCUAAAUAACCAAAAAGUCUAAGGUGAUGAAAUUUGGUCAUCCGAGGAGCAUUUACUUAGCUAUACAACUUGCAAACUUUUCAGAUGAACCCUACAAAAUUU
Pecten maximus is the source of this 1672-nucleotide messenger RNA. RefSeq lists its product as uncharacterized. The record is from RefSeq and is a predicted model, not a curated record. The coding region runs from base 127 to 1368 and encodes 413 amino acids. The transcript is spliced from 3 exons. NCBI's taxonomy places the organism in Eukaryota, Metazoa, Mollusca, Bivalvia, Pectinida, Pectinidae.